This is a messenger RNA of Talaromyces amestolkiae, 1266 nucleotides long. RefSeq lists its product as uncharacterized. Gene Ontology annotation, cellular component: Rpd3L-Expanded complex; Rpd3L complex; nucleus. Gene Ontology annotation, biological process: regulation of DNA-templated transcription. The record is from RefSeq and is a predicted model, not a curated record. The coding region runs from base 1 to 1266 and encodes 421 amino acids. The transcript has 3 exons. Lineage: Eukaryota; Fungi; Ascomycota; Eurotiomycetes; Eurotiales; Trichocomaceae.
AUGACAUCGGAAGACUGCGCUACUGUCCUUGAGCAAUUUAUCCACGAUGUCGCAAAUUUMCCCGCCGAAAUCACGCACUUGAUGGAAGAAAUCCAAGCCAAAGACAAAACCAUCCAAGAAUGUCGCACAACGAUCAACUCGCGCGAUAACAGCAUACAGAAAUUCAUUAAGCUCAACGGCAGUCUCGCGCCGAAUCCCAAGGAGGAACAAUACAGCAAAACGAUUCUACAGAACCUUGACCGAUGCCAGAGCCUGCAGGAUGAAAAGAUUCAUCUAAGUGAAAAGGCGUGUGUGUUGCUCGAUCGGCAGAUCAAGAAACUGGAUAUCAAGAUUCGAGAGUUGGUCAAGGAUGGAAUACUGUCGAAUGMCCCGCCGUUACCGUCGUUGUUGGACAAUAAGAAUCAAUAUGCAGAACUCCCUGCGGCGUUUAUGCAAGAUUUGGCAGCCGCAGCGGCAACAACGUCUGAUACUUCAACCGCAUAUACACCCUUAAACCCUACGUCUGGAAACGCCGCGACACCCGUAUCGGCUGCUCAACGAAUGGGUCAAGCCGCUUCCCGUGCAGCUAGCAUCAAUCCUUUAGCUGGUCAUCAGACUCCGACAAACCGUGGCUCUGCUCCAUCCACCCCAUCUGCAGCGACCUUGCAUCUCCAACAACGACAACGAGAAUCAUCCGCGGGUGCAGCUGACAGUAAACGAAGACGCUUGAAUGGGUCACUCGGCACACUCCCCACCGCGCCUUCGAAUCUGCGUCAAUCAUCGCUGGGACCCGGCACUCCCAAGGCUGGGACUCCAGCUGCAAGCCGUGCGGGGAGUGCAGGUCCUCGUGCAACGGGCAUCAUUAAGAAAGCCGCUACCAAGAAAGUGGCUCCGCAUCAACAAGUUAAGAAAAUCAAGGCUGCCAGCAGCACUGCAAAAGUCAUCAAGCGCUCAUCUAGCGUCGGCUUGAAAAUGAAGGGACACAAGAAGACGCCUUCGACUGGAGGCAUGGACGAUGACGAGGACGACGAUGAUUCUAUGCUUAGUAGUGCCGAGGUGUCUGAGUCGGAGGGCGCGAGCGUCACGACUACUCGACGUAUGGCCGGACACGGUCCAAAUACCAUGGCAGAUUCUGACGAAGAACUGGAUGAUGAUGAGGAUGAGGGUGGUGAAGAUACAAAGGUCUAUUGCACUUGUCGCAGUGUCAGUCAUGGUGAUAUGGUGGCUUGUGAUAACGACAAUUGUCCGUAUGAGUGGUUUCAUUGGAAACAAACUUUGGGUAAAUAG